AUGGGGCAAGCAAUCCAUGUCGACCCGAAUGAGAAGCGGGGCCAUUUCGACGUCCGCUAUCAGUAUCGGGGUGUUAUGGAAGCCGUGAAGCGUGGCAUCCCGUCAUGGGUCGUCUCGCCAAGCUUCGGAUUCUUGCAUGCCGUCAUGCAGUUCGUCGGGUGGACAGACAAAUACGGGCGGGCGGGCGUGUUGGCGUCGCAGCCCGCCAGAACCCUCCGUUUCGUUGUUCAAGAAUAG
Molecule: messenger RNA, 237 nt
Organism: Colletotrichum spaethianum
Lineage: Eukaryota; Fungi; Ascomycota; Sordariomycetes; Glomerellales; Glomerellaceae
Exons: 2
Coding region: 1-237 (78 amino acids)
Source: RefSeq, a predicted model, not a curated record